AUCUUAUUUCUGUGUGCAAAAAUCAAGCUUAUGGAUUCAACUAUCAUCCUCAUCUCACUUCUCCUCAUCACUUGCAUUGCUCUCUCCACGACAUCGCGUUCGUUGAAAAAGCUUAAGCAUCCAGUAGUUCUUUUGAUAUCUUCAGAUGGAUUCCGAUUUGGUUACCAAUGGAAGACUCCAACGCCAAAUAUCCACCGUCUUAUCAACGAUGGCACGGAAGCUGAAACCGGUUUGAUUCCUGUGUUUCCUACACUCACUUUUCCUAAUCAUUACUCUAUUGUAACCGGUCUUUACCCUGCUUAUCACGGAAUUAUUGAUAACCAUUUUAUUGAUCCCGACACUGGUGAGAAUUUUAAUAUGGCUAGCCAUGAACCCAAGUGGUGGCUCGGUGAGCCACUUUGGGAGACUGCGGCUAAUAAUGGGUUCAAAGCUGCUACUUGUUUUUGGCCCGGGUCUGACGUGCAUAAAGGUUCCUGGAAUUGUCCUGAUAAUUAUUGUAGGUUUUAUAAUGCUUCUGUUCCAUUUGAGGAUAGAGUUGCUAAGAUUUUGAGUUAUUUUGAUUUGCCUAGUCAUGAUAUUCCUGUGUUCAUGACAUUGUAUUUUGAGGACCCUGAUCAUCAGGGUCAUAAAGUGGGUCCUGAUGAUCCUCGGGUAACUCAAGCUGUAGCUAGAAUUGAUAGAAUGAUUGGGAAGUUGAUUAACGGAUUAGAGAAGAGAGGCGUUUUCGACGAUGUUAAUGUUAUUAUGGUUGGUGAUCACGGUAUGGUCGGUACAUGCGGUAAAAAGUUGAUAUUUUUAGAUGAUUUAGCUCCUUGGAUACGAAUUCCAGCUGAUUGGGUUCACUCCUAUACGCCUUUGCUUGCGAUUCGUCCACCUUCAGGUGUACCUUCAUCGCAUGUUGUUGCCAAGAUGAAUAAAGGGUUGAAGUCCGGAAAAGUUAAAAACGGAAAGCAUUUGAAGGUGUAUCUUAAGAAAGAUCUGCCUAAAAGGCUUCAUUAUGCAUCAAGUGAUAGGAUUACGCCGAUAGUAGGGAUUAUUGACGAGGCUUUUAAGGUGGAACAGACGAAAAGAAGUCGACAAGAGUGUGGAGGCGCCCAUGGUUAUGACAAUGUUGUUUUCUCUAUGAGAAGUAUCUUUAUUGGUCAUGGUCCUCGGUUCGCUAGGGGCCGGAAGGUUCCGUCUUUUGAGAAUGUUCAUAUUUACAACAUGAUUACUUCAAUCCUUGGGAUUGAGGGUGCUGCGAAUAACGGAUCUAUGUCAUAUGCACAAAAUAUUAUUUUGCCUAAUCCUUAGGAAAAAAUAUAUCUGUCUGAGCGGAUUAUGUAGUAGUUUUGAGGUUGAAGUCAUAGGUUUUAAGCUUGACUGCUCCGUAGGUAGGCCUUAGUAGUAUGAUCGGCAUGCUCAUGUUCUCAUAUUGUGCAAAAACGGACAUUUCAUCCUUCAGAUGAAAGUUUAGUUGCGGAAAAUUUGAUUGCGGUCAUAGAUUAUUAACGCUGUAGGUGAUUACAUUUCGGUUUUGCUGCAUUGAAAGUAAGACCAGUUCUUAUCUUUGUCGUCGAGUUUUUGAAACA
Molecule: messenger RNA, 1571 nt
Organism: Mercurialis annua (annual mercury)
Lineage: Eukaryota; Viridiplantae; Streptophyta; Magnoliopsida; Malpighiales; Euphorbiaceae
Exons: 1
Coding region: 31-1293 (420 amino acids)
Cellular component (GO): vacuole
Source: RefSeq, a predicted model, not a curated record